This is a messenger RNA of Cercopithifilaria johnstoni, 729 nucleotides long. The record is from the annotation of a GenBank genome assembly. Lineage: Eukaryota; Metazoa; Nematoda; Chromadorea; Rhabditida; Onchocercidae.
AUGAGUCAGUCAGUGGUAAACUGUAACAGCAACAAUCAUCACCAUCAACAACAACGACAACAACAACAACAAUCCCAACAUCAAAAUAGCAGGAAUGUAUAUAAUAUUGUUGUCGCACCAGCAUGUUCUGGUCUUACCAAUUAUCCUGCAACUCUUGAUGACGACUUACCCCCUAUAGGAGUUUCUGAUAGUACUUCGAUUACUAAUACUACUGAUGCUACCGUUGCAUUUGAUCGUUCUCGUCAAACACGUGUUAUUGUUGCACCAAAUAUAUCAUCAUCAUCACCAUCAUUAUCAUUAUCAUCAGUAUCAUCGUCAGCAGUAUCAGUAUCAGCAUCAGCUGAUGUUCCACAGCAACAGCCUCAUUCAAGUACCGAAGAACCUUCAUCCAAUCCUGCUUUAUAUGGUACAACAACUUCAUCAUCACCUUAUCUUACUGCACAAGCAGGCUAUCUAUCCAGUCAUUCACCGUCUGUGCUACAUUCAUCUUGUUCAAGUUCAAAUUUUGUUUAUUCAUCCAAUUUCUUCCAACCAUACUAUGGCUUAUCACCGACACUGAAUGAAUUCAAUGUGUUGCAGAUGUGUUGUCAACCAUUGUUUACUGAAAUAGCAUCGCAAGGAACUGAUAUAGCACCUACAGCCGAAUCGUUGUACGGAUUUGCCAAUCGUCUACAUCCGAUUACGCCAACCGUAUUUCUUAUUGAAUCGGAACUAAAACCAAAGAGUUAG